Uncinocarpus reesii 1704 is the source of this 4224-nucleotide messenger RNA. RefSeq lists its product as uncharacterized. The transcript is spliced from 3 exons. The record is from RefSeq and is a predicted model, not a curated record. NCBI's taxonomy places the organism in Eukaryota, Fungi, Ascomycota, Eurotiomycetes, Onygenales, Onygenaceae. Gene Ontology annotation, molecular function: protein binding. The coding region runs from base 1 to 4224 and encodes 1407 amino acids.
AUGUCGUGUGCGCACUGGGAGUUGCAGUGGCCCCGGCACAGGAAGCCAGCCCGGGAGUCAGUCAGUCUCUUUCAUCUCGACUGCAGCGAGUCUCUUGAAGACGUGUCUCUUCGUUGCUUCGACUGUCGCGUUGCGCCCUCGAUUCCUCGAAUGAUUUUGAAUACGGAGUCACGAGACCAGCCAUUCUCUCAAGGGACACUCGAAUAUCGUCCCUCUGAAAUUGAAGCCAGACUAGAGGACGUCCCUCACCUGAGUCGAUUCGAAAAAUCUCACACUACUAGGCAGCAGGCAGCCCAACGCUGCUCGACUCCUCCCCUCUCCCCAUCCCACCUCUUUUUACUUUUUCCAUUUACACACCUCGCGCGUCAAACCUUCUCCAAGACCCUUGUCCAUGGCUAUGCUCAGUCGGUAGUUGCAGCCUCGCAAUCCUCCUAUGCAUCCUCCACCACUUCCCUGAACCAGAUCACCUCCGUCCCCGGAAAAUUCACCCGCACCGCUCAGCUACAAAGUGCGUUCCAGAACGCUUCUGGCUCCUCUUCGAGUGCUGGCCCCAAAGCCGGCCAUGCUGCGUCCAACUUUUCUGCCGGUGACUCCGGCUUAGCUGCUUACUUUGCAGCAUGGCAGCUGGCACAGCAGGCGGACGAAGGGGACUGGAAACAAUACCAAUUCACGAAGCGAAUUGGCUGGAAGGCCGGGGUCAAGGCAUCUGAGGAAAAGGAUAAACCUGAAAAACAGCCAGUUGAAGGACAGGACGCGGCUGCUCUCUCGCAUGCCAGCUUGAGUGAAAAUCGAAGCGCGCGCAAUGUCGAGAGCGCCCCUGUCGAUAAGGAUGUGAGCGCCAAGGUCGACGAGGCGGUUGCUCGCGAAAUCCAGCAGAUUCAGGAAGCUGCAGAGCUAACAGAAAGUCCUGCUUCAAGCGUCGAUUCUGCGGUGGUCCUCGAAUCAAGGGAGGCUUCAAGCGUGGAGCUGACACCCGUAUCAUCCAUCGAGGAAGCCGAACCAGCCCCUAGAACACCCAAGACUCCCGUCCGUGAAUUGAGACAGGCCCAAACGCCCAACGAGGAGUCUAACCGGAUUGUCGAACUUGCCUCUGCCGGGUCAUUUGCGCAAGUCCCCGGCGCCUUCGAAAAGCUGUUGAAGGAUGGCCUGGUUCCGAGCAUCGGAGCCUAUAAUGCUCUCCUGCAAGCAGCCAUUCACCUACAUUCCGACGUCUAUCAUGCCGUCCCCAAAGUUCUCGAUAUCUACUCUGACAUGAUUCGUCGCAAUGUCAUGCCGGAUGAACAGACGUACAAGACACUUGUCCAGCUUCUAUCUACCCGUGCCUUGGAUUGUCAGCACAUGGUUCAGAAACUCGAGCAAGCACGAAUUCGCUAUGGAGGUAUGGACGAACCAGGAAAGUUCAUCUUCCGGUCUAGCGAGGUAGAGCAUCAACUCUUGACUGAGGAUCAUUCGCUCUCCAUCGCUCUCAAGCUCUUCAAAUUGGCGGCUUCGCGUCAUCAGGGAAUUGUCUUUUCUCUCGACAUCUACCGGGCUCUCCUGACCGCAUGUGCUAUGCGUGGCGAGGUUGACAAGAUGAUUCAAAUAUUUGCGCACAUGGAAACCAAUAAAGUAGCCCCCCACGCUGCCAUGUUUCCUCCGAUGAUUGAUGCGUUCGCUACCAGUGGCGAUUUGAAGAGCGCGGUUGAAUGCUACAACGAAUACAAAACCUUGGCCAUUUCUGAUGACAAUGGAAUCUUUGGAAUUGUUGACAGAAGAGACGGUGAAGUUUACGCUGCUGUGGUCAAAGCCUACAUGGUCUGCGGUAAAAACGAAGGAGCUCUGCGAUUCUCCGACAAAAUCAGAGCUUCGUUCGAUGGAGUUGAGAAUAGCGAACAGAGACUUGCCGCUGUCGAAAACGUCAUUGUGAAAGAUGGCUUGGUCCAGUAUUCAGUUAUGGCCGGCAAAUUCGCUGAGGCCCUUCAAACCGCUAAGACCCGUCUCGACGGAGAGGCUCUGAAAUCUGCUGUUUCAAAGAUCUGCGUCAUGGCCGCAGAUGCAGGGGAGUCUGCCGUUGCUUCCGAAGCGUACGAUAUUUUGUUAACGAAACAACCGAGCAAGAACACCCCUGUCGUCGCCAUGAUGGCCAUGCACAUCCGGAAGGGUGAUCUCGUCUCGGCCAAGUCUCAAUGGGCUAUAUUAGCCACCAGCGAUCAUGUCAACGCGGACCUCAUCCAGCCGACGGCUAUGUAUACCGUUGCCCUUUUGAGAAGUGGCCAGAUCGACGAAGGCCUUAGUCAAGCCCGCAACAUGUUCGCUAAAAUCAGGAACGGUGCUCCAAAGGAUCCAUCUCAGCUCCGCGAAGAGAUCGAUGAAGCCAUUGACCUCUUCGGUCGUGUUCUCAUGCGAUCCUCCCCAGUCAUCACAGCGCAUGCCGCCAUGACUCUGAUCUGGGCUAUGGUCGAAAAUGGUGGCUUGGUAUCUCCAAUUGCAGAGCAUGCCAUCGCCAGCCUCGGCCCUAGCGAGAUUGGUCAGCUUAGCGUCCACGACCUCAACCUCGCGCUCCAAGUCCAAGCUGGCAUGAUCGUCAAUGGAUCUCCCCUAUUCGAUGCGGCACACCCUGCUCGUUUCGCUCACAUGCUUGAAUUGGCAAUGUCCACGGGGUUGCCAAUCAACCAGCACACAAAACAGCUUCUGGAUCAAGGUGUCUCAAAAAUCAGCCCGGCACGCCCCGAUUUGUUGCGCAGGUGGCAGAGCUUCACACAAGCCCCAGCAAGGCCGACCUUUGUGUCGCCAAAGUAUUCCCCUGCACCAAAAGCUUCCCCGGCCCUGAAGCCAGAGGAUUCUUUUGACCCCUAUGCUCAUUCAACCGAUUUCCGUGGCUCCUCUAUCAUCGCUGAAGAGCUCGAGAAUACUCGCGGACGGGCUGAGGAUCAUCUCAACACCGCAAUGAUCAAAUUCAGAAACAUGCGCCGUAUUGGCAGACAUCCUCGAUAUAUCACAUACGCCAAACUUAUCACUGCUGCUGCCAAGUGCCAUCGUACAAAUCUCGUGCAUGAAAUUCUGGGGAUGGCAAGACAUGAUGUCCCUCUAAUUCCCCAAUACGGCGCUGUCAAGUAUGGCUGGACGUCAAUUCUCGACGCAAUGGUCGCAGCUUGUCUGACUGCCGGUGAACGCGGCCUUGCUGCGAAAUAUCACCAAGAACUAUUGAACAUUGGAGCCGCACCUUCGGCUAACACCUUUGGUCUCUACAUCACCACCCUGAAGGAGUCCACCAAGACAUUCGACGAGGCGACGGAAGCCGUAAAAAUCUUCCACCGGGCCAUGUCUGAGGGAGUUGAACCCACGUCGUUUUUGUAUAACGCGUUGAUCGGGAAACUCGGUAAAGCUCGUCGCAUUGAUGACUGCCUUCUCUACUUUGCGGAGAUGCGUGCCAAUGGUGUCCGUCCGACCAGUGUGACCUACGGCACGAUCGUGAAUGCGCUCUGCAGAGUCAGCGACGAACGCUUCGCCGAGGAGAUGUUUGACGAGAUGGAAUCGAUGCCUAAUUAUAAGCCGAGACCAGCACCUUAUAAUUCGCUCAUCCAGUAUUUCCUUAACACCAAGCGUGAUCGAUCAAAGGUCCUGACUUACUACGAACGGAUGAAAUCUAAGAAUAUUGAGCCGACGAUGCACACCUAUAAGCUCCUCAUCGACGCUUAUGCUUCACUAGAGCCGGUGAAUAUGGAAGCCGCAGAGGGUCUUCUCGAAACCAUUCGAUCCACUGGUCAGCAGCCGGAAGGCGUGCACUACGCAUCUCUAGUUCACGCAAAGGGAUGCGUCCUACAUGACAUGGAAGGCGCUCGCCGUACGUUCGAUUCCGCACUCGCCAGCGGCGCUGCUAAACCUCAACCCUGCCUCUACCAGGCGCUGUUCGAAGCCAUGGUUGCGAACCACAACGUCGCCGACACCCCGGCACUUCUGAAAGAUAUGAAAGCCCGAGGCGUUGAAAUGACACCGUACAUCGCCAACACUCUAAUUCACGGCUGGGCAGCUGAGGGCAACGUCGCCAAUGCCAAGGAUGUGUAUGAGAGCAUCGGGAUGCAGAAGCGUGAACCGAGCACGUAUGAAGCCAUGACUCGUGCGUACUUGGCGGUUGAGGAUCGGCGGAGUGCAUCUGCUGUUGUUCAGGAGAUGCUCUCUCGUGGCUAUCCUGCUGCCGUUGCUAGCAAGGUGGUCGAGCUCGUCACCGGUGGUAACCCGUCUUAA